AUGAGCACCAAUUUUAAUACUUUUAUUGAGAAGAUAUACUCACUUAAAACAACUCUCUUAUUUCUCAAGAAUUGUUAUCCUGACAAGCAGAGUAUUUUUCAAGCCAUAAACAAUUAUGCCCUUUCUAAUAACUUCCUUGUUAAGAUUAAGGAUAGAAAAUUCUCUAUCUUUUACAUUGCUGAAAGAAUGUCUCUUUUGACUGUUAAAGAUAUUACUAUUGCAAAGACAAUAUUAGAGAAUCACGCUAAGUCCUGUGAUGUUCAGAAGGCAACAAGUGACAAAGUGACAGGUGUUAUGUAUGAGCUUGGUGAUGAUAUGAUGAUAUCAUGUAAUGUCUGUUUCUCUACCAUUAUCUUCUAUGAUUUAGUUCUUAUGUUUUUAAUGUUAUUGACUAGAGUCUUAGUAUUUGUCUUAGUAUGUUCUUUACGAAUAAGAAAGCUGAGAAUCAGCAAUAUCAACAAUCUCAAGUAUAGUGCUACUUGUUGUAAUAAAAAAUCUGCCCAUGGCACUACUGAGCUCAACAAAACAAUGGAAGCAAAGGGAUAUUCCAUUCUUCACAAGUUUAAUAAGAGAAAUAGACUCACACCCAUAUUUUUUACAGAUAAUAUAAUGAUCAGGAGAGCUUGA
Phycomyces blakesleeanus NRRL 1555(-) is the source of this 627-nucleotide messenger RNA. RefSeq lists its product as hypothetical. Bases 1 to 627 code for a protein of 208 amino acids. The transcript has 4 exons. Lineage: Eukaryota; Fungi; Mucoromycota; Mucoromycetes; Mucorales; Phycomycetaceae. The record is from RefSeq and is a predicted model, not a curated record.